Cantharellus anzutake is the source of this 876-nucleotide messenger RNA. RefSeq lists its product as uncharacterized. The record is from RefSeq and is a predicted model, not a curated record. The transcript has 5 exons. Bases 98 to 649 code for a protein of 183 amino acids. NCBI's taxonomy places the organism in Eukaryota, Fungi, Basidiomycota, Agaricomycetes, Cantharellales, Hydnaceae.
CCAAAAGUGUUCCUUUAUUUGUUUGUUUCGAGACAACUGUCCAAGCUGUGGCAAACUUAAAUCCGCUGGUCACCUGCCUACUUAAAUCCAGCUAAAAAUGUCUUCAAUCCUUCCCAGUGGGCGCGCUAUAACGAGGAAGGCUGCAUUCGACACUUGGGAUGCCUCGAUCACCAAGGUUUCUGACAUCGUUGCAGAGUUUGAAUGUCACAGUGAUGUGCUUCACCCUUUGUGCACACCAGAGCAUACAUUGGACGGUGACUUAAGCCAGAAACUAUCCCCUUCACACCCUGGGAUGUCAUUGGAGGAAGCUUACCGUCACCUCGACGAGAAGAUGGUGGAACUAGAGAAAAUAGAGCAACGCAUGAUGCGUGCACGACGUGAGCUGUUAGGGCUUCGUAAUAGCUCCUUGCACCUUGUUCCCGCAAACAAACUGCUACCUGAAAUUCUAUCUUACAUAUUUCUUCUUGGCGUUGAACAAGCCGAAUAUGACCUGGACAUGGCGGAAUCCGACUCCGAGAGUGAGGAAGGAGAACCAGCCUUGGACCCAAUCCCAUUUAAUCUCCUCGUAUCGCAAGUGUGCAGACGAUGGAGGACAAUUGCUAUCAAUACGGCUACUUUGGAGCUAUUCUGGGCGUCAACCUUACUCUGACUGACAUCGACGACCUAGAGAGUGAGGCACACAUCACCGAGGGAAUGGACAUCCUCGGCGAGCAUGUCUCAAAAAUCGGUUCUCUUACUGUCGAUGCAGCUACAGACAUGCAGCUUGAUCUCCUCCUUACGGCAUUUCUGCAGAGAUGUGAGCCGCAGCCAGGGACUCAUGAUCAGACUCGGGCAGCUCUGCGGAAGCUGAAGUUGGUAGACGUCUCCGGCUCAGGG